AUGUCGUGGGGCAAGAGGGGCCCGGGUUUCCGCGCCCCUCCUCUUCCCCUUGUCCUGCCACCCCGGGCUUCUCCGCCCCACGCCCGGCCGGCCUCGCCAGCCCCCGCCGCCCCGUCGCCGCCGCCCCGCGCUGAGCCCCCCGGUCCCACAUCACCGUACCUGGCCUGCCGGGCGCGGGCCCCCCCAUGCCGGGCUCCGCCCGGAGCAGGAGGAGGGAGGAGGAGAGACAGAGAGACGGAGGGGAGCGAGCCGGGCCCUGCCGCAGCGACGGCCCCGCCUCCGGGCCCGCCCCCGGGCCCGCCCCGGCCCCCGGCCCACCCUUCCACACCCUCGGAGGACAGCGCGGGAGCGGGGCGCCGCGGGGGGCUGCGGGGCGCGCCCGAGGCCCGCGCGGGAGGCCGGAGGGAGCUGGCGGGGCGCCGGGGCCCGCGUGCGCUCUUCCCCCGCGCCGCGCCCGCGCCCCGCGCCCCCUCCCCGGCCCGGGCUGGGUCUCCGAGGCCCCGCGCCGAGCCCAGCGUAGCGGAGCGCGUCGGCGCCCCCCGGCGGCAGCCCGCGGCCGCGCGCCAGCCCCGCCGAACCGACCCGCACCCUGCGUCGGGCCGGGGCCCAGGCUGCGGCUGCGGGGCCCCCGCGUGCAGUGAGGCCGCGCGGCCGGCAGGGGGGGCUGCUCGGCGGGUCCGGCGCCCCGGAGCGCCCCGACAACCGCCCGGCCCGGGCCGCGCCCCCAGGUGCGGGGCGGCUCCGGGGCCCGGCCUCCCCGGUCCCCAGACCUUGUUCAGGUGCCCGGGCUCGAAGUCAACCGCGCGUCCGUCCCGGCGGCCCGAAUCAUCCGCGACUUUCGCUCCGCGCGCGGCCGGGCGUCGCCUGGCGGGACCCCCACGGCCGGCCCCUCUGACCUUGACUUCCACCCCUGCGCCCCUUGACCUUCCUCACCCGCGCUCCGAGAAAUCCCGAGCCUUAAAAUCCCGUCGGCAGGCGGCUCGGCCCCAGGGCACGUGGGAGACCUCGACUGUGGCCGCGGUGGCUGCGCGCGGGGUCCCCGGAGCCAGGCCCGCACGGCCCCCGGCCCCGGCGGCGGCCUCGCUGUGGGGUCCUGGCCGGCCGGGCGGGAGGCGGCCCUCGGAGAAGCCUGGAGAGCCCCUGACCCGCUGCCUCAGUGGCCCGGACUCGGGAGGCCCCGGAAAAGUACAGCCGGACAUCUUGGUCCCCGGACCCUCCCCUGGCUCGGAGCGGCGCCGAGGCCCGAGAGUUUGCAAACUCAGCUCUGGAUUUCGGCAGCGACAGCAGCAGGAAAAACCUGCCCCGGCCCCCACCUCCUCUGGCUGCCUCCCCUCCCCUGUUCAGUCCUGUCACCAGCCCGGAGACGCCCCCAGCUCUCAGAAGGCUUCACCUGCCAUGUCGGACCCAGACGCUGCCAGGGGUCCUGAUGUCCCCAUCAUGUGGCCCCCUUGUUCCAGGGGUGCCUGA
Perognathus longimembris pacificus (Pacific pocket mouse) is the source of this 1467-nucleotide messenger RNA. Its product is annotated as basic proline-rich protein-like. The record is from RefSeq and is a predicted model, not a curated record. The transcript is spliced from 4 exons. The coding region runs from base 1 to 1467 and encodes 488 amino acids. NCBI's taxonomy places the organism in Eukaryota, Metazoa, Chordata, Mammalia, Rodentia, Heteromyidae.